AUGGCUUCUCUCUCUCACUCCACUCUUCUUCCAGUCUCUUCUCUCACCACAUCUUCUUCCUCCUCCUCCUCCUUCCACUGUUCCUGUUCUUCCCCAUCUUCUCAGUCUCUUCGUUCCAAAUUCCGAUUGUCCUCACUGCCUCGAUUCCUCUCUAAGGGUAGACCCAAGAAGAAACCAACGCCACCUGAUGGGCUUUUGAUGAUCAUCAAUCCCAUUUUGCUGUUUAACGGUGUCAGUAGUUCCGCUUUCAAUUUCGAUACCCAGACCCUUCUCGCCACUGUUAGUGUUCUCGCUGCAAUUGCUCUCUCCUUGUUUCUUGGUUUUAAGAUUUUGAGUUGUGUAAUGAAGUUAUACAGAAGAUUCUCUCACGGCACCAUUUACUGUGAGCUCAUCUUUGGAGUUGCAAAAUGGGAUUUUACUCUUCUUUCGAUACCACAUGGUUUCUUUCUUUUCUUUUCUUCUCUCCCUCCAAGUCACUUUAUGAUGAGGCUUUUUCCAAUAUCUCGUUCAGAAAAUGUGCAUAAGCGACAUGCAUUGCACCCAUAGAUGCAUUCAAUGUUGCUUCCUAUUUUUAUACUGCUUCUGGUAACAUUGUGGGUCAACGUUGAUUCUUCUGCUGCUAAUGU
Molecule: messenger RNA, 626 nt
Organism: Neltuma alba
Lineage: Eukaryota; Viridiplantae; Streptophyta; Magnoliopsida; Fabales; Fabaceae
Exons: 2
Coding region: 1-546 (181 amino acids)
Source: RefSeq, a predicted model, not a curated record